AUGUCGUUCGUCAGACAAUUGCAGACUUCUGCAAAACUCAGUAAUGAAACUACCAAAGCUGUCAAAAAUGCAAACUCCAAGUUCAAGAAGUUAAAAUCCACACCUAACUUGUAUAAUCCCAAGUCAUCGGCAUACAGUUACAGAGGUGUUUUGAGAGCCAAGAUAGAGCCCGGAGUGUACCAUCAACCAUCGCAAUCGUCUUCAACUGGCUCGAUAAACAGUGAAACUUUUCCCCGAGCUUUUUUGCCUCGCGAGGACCCCCGUACGAAGUUUGUUCAGUUGCUCAGACCCCACGAUCGCUUGCAGGCGAGCUGGGCACCACCUUUGCAUGAAAAGAAGGAAAAAAGCUACCAUCUCAAUCCAGAGCAAAUCGCAAAGAUCAAAAGCUUAAGGCUCGAAAACCCAGAGAAAUACACAAGAAGGGCUCUAGCCAAGAAAUUCAACGUCUCGCCUCUUUUCGUGUCAUUGGUUUCUUCAGCUACUCCUACCAGAAAAGCAGACAUGAUGCAAAGACUGCAGUCGAUAAAAGACGACUGGCAUCCCAAGAGAGCGCUUGCGAGAGACGACCGGAAAAAACGCAAGGAACUCUGGUACAGGCCGUGA
Messenger RNA from Lachancea meyersii CBS 8951, 603 nucleotides. The record is from the annotation of a GenBank genome assembly. Lineage: Eukaryota; Fungi; Ascomycota; Saccharomycetes; Saccharomycetales; Saccharomycetaceae.